AUGGAGGCCACGAUAUUCGUGCUCAGUUCUCUAGCCACCAAUCUCGCUGGAAUCUACUGGCAUGUCCCCUUCACCGUCGUUGAUCCUCAUCACACGUUCCUUGAGCGACUUGUUGGCUCCGUUCAGGUGUCCAGCACCAUCUACACCCUCAGGUAUUGGCAUUCUCUCGUGUUUUCUGACUUUCCCGAAGCUGCAAAUUGUGAAAGCCUAUGCGAAAGCUCAUGUGAAAGCCCUGCACAGAAUACUUCAAUUGAGCUUGGUGACAUGCUGAAGAAUGUUAUGGAUCAAUAUGUUCAGAGACCAAACUUGACGACCUCUUGUCCCAUAAAUAUUGGCAAUUCUUGCAGUGAUCAACCUCCUCCACUUACCACGUUACAUCACACGCUCUUCGGAAGAUCUUUUGACAUCCCUCUCGAUCAGAAUUCUGCCGAUCUGUACUGGACUGUCUUCUUCACGGCUCUUGUACUGAUUGCUAUCAUUCUCGUACUCUGGAAGGGAUUCACCCAAGGCAGCCGCCAACAUGAUACCGAUGCUACCUCGGUUGAGAAAUCCGACAAGUCGACAGACCUUCCAAGCGAGAAGGAGGUCCUGAAUUGGAUUCGUAUCUCUCGCUUUGCUGUCGCUCUGGGAAUCAAAGACGAUAUUUCUCACGACAUCGUCAAGAUCAGAGCAAAGAUUACGGAGAUUCCAGAGAACUUGCGUCAAUUCCAAAGAAUUCUCCAGUCCGAUUCCAUGGGCGCUGCAUGCAAGGAAGGAGGCGAUGUGGAACCCAACAGAAGGACACUCGCCCAAGUCUUUGAUGGUCACCUUCGGUUCUGCAGCGAAGCAGUGAAAAGUGCCAUGGAGGUGCUGAACCAACUCAGCAGACGCGUGGACCACAGAAUCAACCUACACGAACAACCGCUAGAUGGCUACGGCCAUGGCCAAGGAGAUCAGAAGCUUGAAGAUCCUACUGAGGAGUUUGGUCUGUACCAGCAAGAGUUUCUCACCAAGGACACCCUGGAGGCAACGACAUCGGCCAUGGAAAAGCGCAUUUUCGGAACAGUGGAUGAUCAUAUUUCAGCCCUUGGCGAAGAAGCGAAGAAGCGGAUUGGUAACAUUGAGUCCGCACUUGCAAAGGUACAACAAUCCCUUUCUGUUGGUGUCGUCGAUCAGGAACAGCUGAACGAGACUAUCGGCGGUCUCAAAGCAGACAUGGAGAAUCUCCGAACGUCAUUGCAAUCACUUUCCCGCAAGGGCAAUGACUCGGAGGUUGGUGUCGAUACCGUCAUUCACGAGCAACUGCAGAGCCUAGAGAAGCGUGUGCGAUCCCUCGAGCGUGCGGCUUCAGUGACUCCCCUUGACAAGAAGCAGAUUGAACAAGAACUUGACGAACUCGACCAAGCCGUAAUCAGUCUGAAGAAUUCGCAUGCGAAAAUCCAGUCGAAGCUCGACUCAACCGUCACCGAAACACAAGUGAAAGAAGCUUUGAAACAAAUAGCUGCGCACCUCGAGCAACAAACUGAAGGAAUGAAAAAACAACUCCACGGGCUCAUGGCAGCUUUGGAUGAAGUCAAGAACGCUGCGAUCAAGUCGAAGAACAAUGACCCUGAACUUGCCAAACAAUUGGAAGAUAUCGAAAGGGCGAUCGAUGAUUCAGCAAAGGAGGUACAAAGCUUCAGAAAAGACCUCGACACACACGCCCUGGAACACAAAAGUCUGCGUGAGGCCGUCAACCGUUCCUUGGAGUGGAAUAAGGAGCUUGAAGACGGAAUCAAGCAGAAGAUCAGCAGAGUAACCAGGAAUAUCUUGGAAACGAAUGCCCGGAUGCAUAUAUCAACCGAAACCAAGGAUAAGCUCGAAGAAUACAAGUGGCAUCAAAGGAACAUGAACAUGAGUAUUUGGGGACACCUAGAAAAAUGCAUGGCCGCUCUUGGCAUCAAAUUUGACUUGAGCGCCGCUGAUCUAGUGACUGCGCACGAUAGGAACCAGGAUCCUGUCGAAAAGCCUGAUUCGAACGAUGAGGAUCUUGCUGCAGAGCAUGGCGCACAUAAUACCGGGACCGACUUUGUCGAUGAAUGGCCUUCAGAGAAAAAAGGACGCGGCGCAGGAUUCGAGGCCCAAUCGCCAAAGGAGAAAGCCCAACCAACACAGGAUGAAGCAGGAACCCCAAAGGGCGAAGUUCAAAAAAACGAACCAGUACAGACAUCCGAUGAUCAACGCCGCGCGAGGGCCGAGUCUGAGCUGAUCAGUCCGAGGAGUUCAAAACCAGCCCCCAGAGCACUUAGUUGUCCAAAGCAAUCGCCCGUAGCAGGCCGGGGUGAUGAAGCUGCAAAGCACGACAAAGCAGACACAGCACAAUCGCGAGCAGAACAUAAUCAAGAGGCUGAGAAGGGCCACGAACCUGCUGCAUGGAAAACCCACAAAGACACUGUAGCGCAACCGACGGCAUCAGUAGGAACCCAGUCUCCUCAGACACCGGGGUCUGCGAAGGGCAAAUCAUCUGGGAAGCACGCCCCAGAACCCCUCCGUCUGAAGACCGAGACAUCUACCUCCGCGAGGCUCGAGAAGGGCCAGGCUUCGACUCAGUCGCUUCCAAAGCCCAACAGUGAGCCUACUUCUGCUGAACUGAGCAAGAGUAGGUGGGCUCCCUCAACUCCGAUCCUGGCUCAGUCCAAAACACCUACUCAUGGAGGGACUGAACGGGGCCAGUUGAUUGCGCCAACUCUAACCCAGCCACCUUCGAAGCCAAACACUGAGUCUGCCCCCGCCGGAAUGAGCAAGAGUAUGUUGGCUCCCUCAACUGCGACUCAAGCGCAACCGAAGACAUCAGACGGAACCCAGUCGUCUCAGACACUGGGGUCCGCGAAGAGCAAAUCAUCUAAGGAGCACACCCCAAGAACACCCGGUUUUAAUCCGGAGGCAUCUACCUUCUCCGCAAAGCGCGAGAAGGGCAAAGGAGCUGGCGCGGCUUCAGCUCAAUCGCCUUCAAAGUCAACCACUGCCGAAAUGAGCAAGAGCAGGUGGGCCUCAACUCCGACGCAGGCUCAGUCCAAAACACCUACUCAUGGAGGGAUCGUAGGAGAUCAGUCAGCUAGCCCAGCUUCAGCCCAAGCCCCUCCAAAGCUGGAUGCACCCGCUUCUGCAGAAAUGGGCAAAAGUAGGUGGGCUAGCCCGGCUUCAGGCCAAGCUCCAUCAAAGCCACCCACUUCUGCUGGACUGAGCAAAAGCAGGUGGGCCGAUGAUGAGUCUCCAACCGCGCAGAUAUCAAAGAGUGUUUCUUUGCCCUCCGAAAAGAACUCGAAAGGAGACCUUGGUGAAACCUUUUGA
Messenger RNA from Aspergillus lentulus, 3309 nucleotides. RefSeq lists its product as uncharacterized. Lineage: Eukaryota; Fungi; Ascomycota; Eurotiomycetes; Eurotiales; Aspergillaceae. The record is from RefSeq and is a predicted model, not a curated record.